GUUGAGGGUUAAGUUUAAAGUUGUGUUUUCAGUUUUCAAAAUAUUUUUUUAGAAUUUUCGCGGUUUUGUGAAAUUAUUAAUAAGUAUAUAAGUAAUAUUUCAAACAAAAAUUAAUUCAUAAGUAAGAACCACAGUUCACAGAGUUGUAAUACAGGAGUGAAAGAAAAUAUUUAAAACUUUCAUUACACAGUGAUAAACCUAGAAAACUAUUUUGUUUUUAAAGUACCAUUUAGUACUUAGCAUUUAAAGCUUUUGCAGCCGCAUAACAUAAUACAAUGCGUCGUGGUUGGAGAGGUCGCUAUAGAAAUAAUUGGAACCGAGGCAGUAGCAACCGUAAUACACCUUGCAGUGGUAGCGUCAAUAACUCGACAUUAUCUGGAGUAUCAACAUCGGUGUCCUCUAGGGCUCCAGCUAAUCAAAUACCUAUAGUAAUACCUAUUCAUUCCGACAAAAAUGUAUGGAAACUCUACUUUCCCACUGAAGGGCAACCACCAAAUCCAGAUAUUACUGAAAACAUAAAAAGCUUCCAGAGUUAUGUAGAAAAGAACAGAAGUUGUUUUGAUUUGGAAAAAAUUGACCAAACUCGCAGCAUUUCCUUAGACAUACAAAUGUUACUCAGCGAUGAGGAAUUUAAAACUAAGUGGUCAACUUUCCAGACCGACUUAUUUGAGAAGCCUGAGACAACUUUAAGAAUUUUAGAGUUCUGUUUACAUGAGACACUCAAAUGUGAAUCUAGAAUACGAGUCAGAAUAUUGAACCAUGAACCUGUCAUUCCAAUUGCCAACCUAAAAGUUAAUUAUUUUGGUAAAUUAGUCACAAUAAAAGGCACUGUGAUAAGAGUGGGCAGCGUUGGUCUGAUGUGCACUGCCAUGGCGUUUGAGUGCAUGAGUUGCCGCAGCGUGCAGGCUGUCAUGCAACCACAGGGUGUAUUUACAGCACCAAACUUUUGUCAAAGCUGUAAAAGCGGUAACAAGUUUGAGCCCCUACAAUCGUCCUCAUACACAAGCACCACUGACUGGCAAGUUGCAAAAAUACAAGAGAUACAAUCACAGAGUUUAUCAGGAACGAUUCCUAGAACCGUUGAAAUCGAACUCCAGGGUGAUUUGGUUGGAACUGCUUGCCCUGGAGAUGUACUCUCUGUCACUGGCAUUGUUCAGGUCCGAGGUGAGAGUAAAGGAGGUGAAGACGGGCGAAGGGCAGCCAGAUUACUGCAGUUGUAUGUUGAGGCUGUGUCUAUUCACAGUCAAAGAAAUCUCAGCAAUCCUACUUUGUCUUUCACAUUAAAGGAUUACUACGCUAUACAGGAAAUCCAUGCUUCCGAAGAUGUAUUUAGGCUUCUGGUGCAUUCCCUGUGCCCUUCGAUAUUUGGGCACGAAGCUGUCAAAGCGGGUCUUAUACUGGGAUUGUUUGGCGGAACUGAGAUCGAGAACGGGUCUCGGUGUAACCCCCAUGUGUUGAUAGUGGGCGACCCAGGGCUAGGAAAGUCGCAGCUACUGCAAGCCGCUGCACACGCUGCUCCUAGAGGAGUGUAUGUCUGCGGCGCUUCGGCCUCGGCUGGAGGUCUGACGGUGGCGUUAGGGCGCGAGGCGGGCGGGGACUUUGCCCUCGAGGCUGGUGCCCUGGUCCUGGCAGACAGAGGCGUCUGUUGUGUGGAUGAGCUUGACAAGAUGACGGCUCAUCACAGUAGUCUGUUGGAAGCGAUGGAGCAGCGGCGAGUGAGCGUCGCCAAAGGCGGCGUGGUGUGCAGCCUGGCCGCGCGCGCCACUGUACUGGCCGCGGCUAACCCCGCCGCCGGCAGCUACAACAGAGCCAAAACUGUUGCCGAAAAUCUAAAACUGAACUCUGCACUGUUGUCAAGAUUCGAUUUGGUUUUUAUCUUAUUAGAUCAACCAGACGAGAAAGUAGAUGCUAUGUUAUCUGAACAUGUAUUAGCACUUCAUUCUGGGUCCAAAAAUAAGAGGAAAGACAGCGCUAGCACCAGUAAAUUUAAUGCUAGCAUUGUAUCUAGCCAAACUGAUGACAACAUUUCAUUAAGUAAAAGAUUACGUCUCAAACCCGGAGAAGUGAUCGACACUUUGCCGCUAGUUUUGCUGCGCAAAUAUAUCGCGUACGCGAGGAGAUACGUCCACCCAAAACUGAGCGUGGAAGCGGCCAACAUUCUGCAGAACUUCUACUUAGAGCUGCGACAUAACCACCAAGGCGUGUGCAAUGACGGUGCGCCUAUCACCACCAGGCAACUUGAAGCUUGCAUUAGAUUGACACAGGCUCGAGCGAGAGUGGAUUUACGCGAAGAGGCUACAGCUCGCGAUGCGAAUGACGUCAUCAGCCUCGUGAAACACAGCCUCAUGGACACGUUCAGCGAUGAGUUCGGUAACAUACAACUGUCACGGUCUAUCAAUGGAUCUGGCGUUAGCUCACGGAAUAAGGUAAAGAAAUUUUUAGAUGUAUUGACUCGUCGAUCUCAUCAGUUAGGUAAAGAUGUGUUUACGAGACAAGAGUUGAAAGAAAUACACAAAUCUGCGGGCAUCGCUGGCGAUCCUAACGACCUCAUCGAGGCAAUGCACGUCCAUUCUUACUUACUACUUAAGGGAUCUAAUACUUAUCAAUUAAUUGCUCUUUAAGUGUUUGUUGAUUAAUUAUAAUUGUUGAUUUAAUUAAAAAAAUUAACUUAUA
Messenger RNA from Maniola jurtina (meadow brown), 2673 nucleotides. It is a transcript of the gene rec, whose product is annotated as DNA helicase MCM8. Gene Ontology annotation, biological process: DNA replication. The coding region runs from base 276 to 2621 and encodes 781 amino acids. The transcript has 15 exons. Gene Ontology annotation, molecular function: ATP binding; single-stranded DNA binding; single-stranded DNA helicase activity. Gene Ontology annotation, cellular component: MCM complex; nucleus. The record is from RefSeq and is a predicted model, not a curated record. NCBI's taxonomy places the organism in Eukaryota, Metazoa, Arthropoda, Insecta, Lepidoptera, Nymphalidae.